Molecule: messenger RNA, 1260 nt
Organism: Peniophora sp. CBMAI 1063
Lineage: Eukaryota; Fungi; Basidiomycota; Agaricomycetes; Russulales; Peniophoraceae
Source: the annotation of a GenBank genome assembly
AUGCGCUCGAAGGCUUCCCUGCUACCUGUCGCACUCCUGCUCGGCUUAGCCGCGGCGCGCGAUCCGACACACCACCAUGGCCCGUUAACAUGGAUGCGCAAGGCGUCCUCGGCGCUCCAGACGGGAAUCACCGAACAAGCCUGGCUCUGGGGAUGGGCAUGGGGGCCUGAUUCGACUGUAGCGAUAGUCGACCGCUCGCCGCCUGUCACGUUCCUCUCGCGCCCCGCAGGGUUCGGUGCGGAGCUCACGGAUCCAUUGCUGGGAUAUGUCAUACCCUUGAACGCCUUCACCGUCGCCUGCUCCGAAGUCAGCGCGGACACGAAGCUUAAUCGCUCGGCGAAUAUCGGAUGCCCCCCGCUUUGUGUUGUUGGGGAGAAUGUACCGGGCGAGGACGAGCCCUGGAUCGCUUUGGUGCAGAGAGGGGACUGUCAGUUUGUCGACAAAGCUCGCGAGGCGCAACGCCUCGGUGCGAAGGGAGUAGUCGUCGGCGGAGACGAUCCGGAAUUACACGGAAACCCAGACGUACUCGUGAACAUGUACAGUCCUGGUGAUGCGUCGGACAUCUCCAUCGCUGCGACAUUUAUUCGGUUCUCAGAUUAUAUGCAGUUAUACUCCCUCAUCCUCUCCUCGAAUACCUCGCACUCGGGCCUCAAGACGCUUUCGCUGCUUAUAAGCUCCGAGUAUUCUUCCUGGCAAUGGUACUCGCCGAUUGUUACCUUCAUCACCAUCCUCUUUAUCCCCUCCUCCUUGACCUUCCUCACGCUCAUAGUGCACCGUAUACGCGCCGCACGAGCAGCACAACGGGAUCGUGCACCGGCAGAUGUUGUACGUGGUCUACCUUGGCGCGUGUGGACUGGCUCAGGCUGGGAGAAACACGACGGCGAACCGGUCGGCGCAGGACAUGUCGAUCUUGAGCGAGGAGAGUGCUCAGCACAUGCCAGUGAGGACGCGGACCCUGCAUGGUUCGCUUCGCAGGUUGAAUGCAUCAUCUGUCUCGAGAACUUUGCGAAGGGAGAUCGUGUGAGGGUGCUGCCCUGUAAACAUAUCUUCCAUCUCGAGGAGAUCGACGAGUGGUUGAUGACGCGGAAGAAGCUGUGCCCUGUGUGUAAGGCCGACGUGACAGUUCACAGAUCGCCCCACGCCGCUUCUGAACUUUCACAUACUCAGUCUGUCGUAGAAGCACCUACUGCUGACCUUGCUUCGGAACAUGCGGUUGAUGAACGGACGCCUCUCCUUCGUUCGAGUUCGCCGUCUUCGUAG